AAAUAUCAAAAAAAUUUAAAAAUUAUUUUAAUUUUUAAUGGUCUAUGAAAAUCGCUACAAAAAUUGAUCAGCCCUCCCCCCAAAAAAAUCCUGUCUACGCCACUUUUCCAAAUUCUUCCUAUUGGAUGGUGUAUAUCUAAUUAUAAACAAAUUGAAACAAUUUAAAAUACUACCUAGUUAAGUGGUUUUUUUUUUUUUAAUGUAAAAUUAACAAUAUUAUAGUUUGUAUUAAGUAUAUCGAUAUCAACAACCGUAAUAAACACAUCAUAUGGCACACAUCUGCAGUAGAUUGUAGAUAUUACCACAGACAUACAAAACAAUUAUUUAUUAAUAAUUAUUCAUAUGUAUAUGUCUAUGGAUAUUACACAUAGAAUUAAUAUAAUGUAUUGUCAGUUAUUAUAAAUAUUUGUUGGACACACAGUGAACUAAGUCAAAAUUUCGGCUGUGAUGAUUUAUUAAAAGUAUACCAAGUUUUCAAAAUUCACUGACUCGAAAAAUUAUUUUAAAUAAAAUUUGGAAUUUUCAAUUUCAGUGGAAAUUGUUUAUCGUUACCCCCCUUUACCCACGCAAGUCAGUACGUGAGACGAAAAUUUUUAGCGUUAUAUGAUAGCGUUUUCAUUGUUAAAAUGCAUUUUAUUGUAUCACACUAUCACUAUUGAUAACUUUUGAAUGCCUUUAACUUUUAAGUAAACAAUAUUUUCAGUAUUCAGUGCAUCAUUUUCCGAGCACUAAUUACUACUAAUAUGUGGCAACAUUAACGACUAACAUUUCAUUGACUAUUAUUAAUUAUUUAUUAUAAUUAGACAAGUCACAAAAUAAUAAAUAUAGGAAAUAAUAAUAAUAUACAGUAUACACAAAUACACAAUACAUAUGCGACAAUGGCGAGUCCACAUACAAAACAAAUUUCAAACGAUUCAAAAACCGCCAACGUCUGAAGGGUUUUCCCCUAACGUUCAACGGAAACAGUGUAACAGUCGUGUUUUCCAUAAUUAAAUUGAAAUAGUUAUUUAUAUAUUUAUUUCAGGCUUAGUAUUUUAUUUUAUUUUUUUUUUUCGUCGGUAAUUUUAUUGCCAAUCACUAAUCAGUGUUAUACUGCUAUUGCACCAUGCCGUUGCGAUACGUUCAUGAUCAUUCCGCUUUCGGUCCCUCAACUGUCAUAUACCUAAUCUAACCGACGAAUUUCGAUUUUUAUUUUUCGGGAAAACAAUAUCUUACAUCGACGAUUGACACGCUAUUCCAAAUUCAGUCGCGAAGAUGGACGAUUCGAUGUUGGAAAACUCUAACGAAUACCAAUCUGUUGAAUCCAUGUUUUACGGAGCAAACGUUAGUCAAAUUAUAAGAGUGCAAAACCCAUUCACUUAUGGCCGCUUCAUGUUAAGGCGUGAAAUGGUUCAAUCCACUUAUGAAGAAACAGUUUUUCAUGGAAUUCACAAAGAUGAUUUGAACAUUGCAUUGAAAUUUAACUGUGAUUAUAGAAGAUAUACAAAGAAACGAGAUGGGAUAUAUGAAAACUUUCAACAUCCUAUGUUUUAUAAAUCAUUCUCGGAUUUGUUAAACAAUACUAUACAUGCUAUUACAGACAUAAAUGUCUUAGUUUUAAAAAUAAUGACAGAUACACCAAAAACACAAUGUGAUUAUUAUGUUCAAUAUAUUGUUAAAUUUUGAUUUAUUUUUAUUGAAAAGCAAGAUUUUAAUCAAUUAAUUUAAUUUUAAUUAAUAAUUAACUACUAUAAUAAUAAUUCACUUUUUUUUAUGUUUUUAAAAAUAUUAAACAGGUAUAGAUAUACUAAAAUAAUUAGGUCAACCAAAUUUAAUAUAAAUUUGAGUUUUCUUAAAUAAGUACCUGAAAUGAAAACAUUUUUUAAGUGGUGUCAAUUGUACUUAAUAUAUUAUACUUUAAUUUAUGCUUAUACAUUAUAAUAAUUAUGUUUAAUCAGUGGACGCUGGGAAAAUAAAAUAUAUUUUCUGUAGAUUUUAUUUCAGUUUAAUUAUACAUCACUAUUCUAUAAUACUGUUAACUAUUUUUCAAUUAUUUAAAAGGGUCGAUAACUGUUAUUACUUAUUAUACGACUUCUUUUCAUUUUCAUUAAAUUAUUAUGUUUUUCAUACAGAUGAUGUUAUUUUAACUUAUGAUUUUAUGAAUAUAAUUAUUUUUUUAAAUUUUAA
This is a messenger RNA of Rhopalosiphum padi (bird cherry-oat aphid), 2166 nucleotides long. RefSeq lists its product as uncharacterized. The coding region runs from base 1255 to 1665 and encodes 136 amino acids. The transcript has 3 exons. NCBI's taxonomy places the organism in Eukaryota, Metazoa, Arthropoda, Insecta, Hemiptera, Aphididae. The record is from RefSeq and is a predicted model, not a curated record.